UGAUUAUUAUCAUCAAGCUUGCAUGGCGAAAAAGGGUUCCAGUUCUAGGCAAAAGACCAAUUUCUCCCCAACAUCAAUUAAAGACUUGCCCUCCAAGUCCAGAUCAAGUGGUGACCAGCAUGCAUAUCUUCAGGUCGAUGCUCUUGGGAGAGUUUCUUUCUCUUCCAUUCGCAGGCCCCGGUCUCUUCUUGAAGUUGACAAUCCUUUGUCAGGUGAGGGUCCUCAUGAUCAGAAGUCUUCCGUGAGGUCCCUGGAGAAAGAACCUAUGCUAGCAGCCAGGGUCACUGUUGAAGAUGCCAUUGGUCUUCUUCUUGAGGUGGAUGAUAUUGACAGGCUCCUGCAGUCUAGCCAGGCACAGGAGAACAGUUUCCAGCUGAGGCGAAGGCGACAAGUUCUCCUUGAAGGUCUAGCCGCAUCACUUCAGCUUGCUGACCCUCUUGGGCCCAGCAAAUCUGCCAAUUCAUCUGGGUUAGCCCCUAAGGAUGAUAUUGUCUUUCUUCGCAUUGUUUCUCUUCCCAAAGGACGUAAGCUUCUGGCUCGUUAUAUCCGGCUUAUUGUCCCUGGAAGCGAGUUGACCAGGAUUGUAUGCAUGGCUAUUUUCCGACACCUGAGGUUCUUGUUUGGGGGUUUACCAUCAGAUUCAAGUGCAGCAGAGACAACAGUUGCUCUGGCAAAGACUGUUUCGACUUGUGCUCACCAUAUGGAGCUCGGUGCUCUUAGUGCUUGCCUUGCUGCAGUUGUCUGUUCAUCUGAACAACCACCUCUCCGUCCUCUUGGUAGCUCUGCUGGUGACGGGGCUUCUCUUAUUAUCAAGUCAGUACUGGACCGAGCAACUGAGUUGCUGACUGAUCAGCGUGCCGUAUCCAGCUAUACCCCGUCAAACCGAGCUCUCUGGCAGGCAUCGUUUGAUGCUUUCUUUGGGCUUCUGACAAAAUACUGCCUCAGUAAGUAUGAAAGUAUUCUGCAGAUGUUUGUGAUGCAGGCAUCAGGCUCUGUGAUUGGAUCUGAAGCCUCCCAAGCAACUAGCAGGGAGAUGCCAGUUGAGUUGCUACGUGCAAGCCUUCCUCACACAAACGAGCAGCAACGGCAGAUGCUGCUCGAUUUCGCUCAGAGAACCACGCCAGCCAGCAGUUUUACCCCCCCUGGUGCUAGCGGUGGACACAUCACUUCUGAAUCGGUUCCUGGUUGAUGUAGCUCAAGGCCUGGACGCAAUUAUCUUUGGAUGGUGAUUCUUAUAUCUGAAGACAUGAAUGAUUGCGCCCUUGAUAAGUAAAGGUGUGAGCUUGUAGAAGUUCCAUGGGCUCAGGAAAGUAGCCUUAUUCAGUCUGUGACUUAAAGUGUAGGUUUCAGAUUAAUCUCAUAGACCAACAAAAAGAGAUGGAUCCCCCCUUUUAUGUGGGUCAUUUACUAUAGCACACCCACCUGAUGAUCACAAAUAGACCGUGGAGAACAUGUACUUGUAUUGCUGUAACUCUGUGCAGUGGAUGAACCGGUCAGCUGGCUCGUCGGGGCAAUCUAGUUUUUAACGUUUAUGCGCCCUUGGCGAAGAAGACCGUAGUGUACAGGUUCGACUGCUGGGGCCUUCGUGUCUGUUCUUUUUACUGGAGCAUGGAAGGUGCCAAGGAGUCAAGUGUGGAGUCUGGUCCAUCUGUUUUAUUUAGGACCAGGUAUGUUGGAAUAAUGAUGGGUGAGUGCUAUUUAUAGGCUACUGCUGGAAAGAUGUUUUUUCUUCGUUGCAACAUUUUAUAGAUGUGUCAUGUCCCUCCCAGGUAUCCACUGAUAUUAUAGUGGAGCACUGGAAAUGGAAGCAUUGUCAUUUGUUCA
This is a messenger RNA of Triticum aestivum (bread wheat), 1824 nucleotides long. RefSeq names its product protein PAT1 homolog 1. The record is from RefSeq and is a predicted model, not a curated record. Gene Ontology annotation, biological process: P-body assembly; deadenylation-dependent decapping of nuclear-transcribed mRNA. Lineage: Eukaryota; Viridiplantae; Streptophyta; Magnoliopsida; Poales; Poaceae. Gene Ontology annotation, molecular function: RNA binding. Gene Ontology annotation, cellular component: P-body.